UCUGAGUAUUCUGCUGAAUGUUGUUGCUGCUGGAACUGUGUGUUGAAAUGCUGUUGUAGCAGGAGCUGCCCUGGGAAGGCAGGAGAUGAGGGAUUAAUGAUGUGCUGCUUUUGCAUUGAUUGCUGGGCAGCUGUUGCUAAGCUGCUAAUGCAGAGUUGCUGGACUGCUGCUGUCUUUAUUUCUGUUGAGUUGCUGAUGGCGGUACUCCGAACUUUGAAGGAUCAGUGGCAGAACACACCACCAAGCCGGGGAAAGACAGAUGAUGCUUGUGGAACACCCUGGGAAGGAGUCACCUGCGAAAACUCAACGGUCACUGGACUGGUGUUAUCAACAAUGGGACUCGUCAGUGAGCUAACCGGUGACAUUGGAGGUCUCACUGAAUUGAAAUCCUUGUGA
Messenger RNA from Ilex paraguariensis (yerba mate), 396 nucleotides. NCBI's taxonomy places the organism in Eukaryota, Viridiplantae, Streptophyta, Magnoliopsida, Aquifoliales, Aquifoliaceae. The record is from the annotation of a GenBank genome assembly.